CAUGUGGUAAGAAUUUAAGGGCAAAUGGUACAAGAGCGAGAGGUCCCGGGUUCGAGUUCCGCUUCUAACAUUUUUUCUUUUUUACUUUGUUUCUAACUAUAGUUUUAAUAUUACUUUCAUUCAUAUUUAAAAUCACAAAAAAUCAUUUUUUAUCAUUUUUAUUUUAAUUUUCGCACAAAUUAAAUGGGCAUUUUUAAAAAUGGUCAAUUUUCACUUUUAGGCAUUUUUUAGUUAAAAAAAUCACCAAAAAUUAUGAAAUAUUCAAAAAAUUCAAAAAGGAAACUUUUAAUUUUAUUUGUUCUAUUUUUGACACUUUUUACAACUUGGGGAGCAAGUAAUUAUUUUCUGAUUAAUUAUUUGGAUCCCAAUUAAUUUUUUACUUAUUUUAUUUAACCUAAUUGUGUCUUAUAUAUAGACCAACAAUUGACUUUCUCUUUUUCAGGUACGACAACUAACCCUUAUUUCUCCACCACCAUCCUAUUUUUCAGAAAAUGGUAGAUGUCGAAGAAGGCCAGAACAAGCGGAAAGAAACAAGAUUCAUAAGGAAUCGGAGAAAAAUCCAGCAGCAAAAUCAUAGAGAAAAAGACUGAGAGAAAAUUCACAUAAAAUUUUUCUUUACACUAUCAAAUUACAAUUUGUCCUUUCAAUCUUCAAUACAACAAUAACCAUGUUUAUUCUUUUGUUUUCAACAGACAGGAAGUGAAGUUAGAGUCUGAUAUAGUUUUGGUGUUCCACUCGCUGAAAGUCUAAAAAGAAAAAGCAAAGGGAAAUUAGCUUUCGAUCAAGACCACCGCACACCCCCACCGCGAACGACGAACCGCCGCGGGAUCUCUCCAAUCACAGCGCUUCAGCUUCAACAAAACAACUCAGAGGCGUACACCGACCACUUCCGAUUUGAAUCCAACGCCUCACGGAUCUCCGACGUUACAAUAUCAACAUCAUCGCCGUCUCCUAUCUUCCGCCGCCGGCAUAGAGCACUUAAACAACAACUCGGAGCCGCCUACAAGUCUGACGGUGCAUUCACCCCUCCGAUCGAAGCCCCACCGCGAGUCCGCCGCUUCGCUGCGCGCAACCACCGCAUCGAACGUCAAAAACACCAACUCCGAUCGGAACACCUCUACAACCGCCACCAAAUCCAAUCGCCGGCACUAGAAAGGUUAGAUUCUCUUUGUUGUACUCUUCAUGGUAGAAUUGAUGAUUGUUAUUUCAAGAUAAACUUGGUUUGUUGUUUGAUUUUGAGAACAAUGCAGAGAAAGAUUGAGAUGAGGAAAGGAUGAUUUUGCAUUCUUAUUACGUCCUCAUCUUUGACAUAUGCACUAUUAAUUAUUAUUUUUAUUUUAUUUUUAAAACCAAGGCUGCCACGUGUCAUGCUUAUAUUGGUGUAAGUUAAAAUUGACAAUUCAAUACAAAGUUUGGUUUGUUACAGACUGAAAAUGCAACUGCUACGUUACGUAUACGUAACUUUCUAUCUUUACUGUUAUUUUUUUAUUUUAUACUAACUUUAAUGUCAUUAUUUUAUUUUUUAAGUAAUGUUUUGUUUAUUUGAUUUAUUAUUUGAUUUAUAUGCUUAAUUUAGUUUAUAGAAUCAUUAUUUAAAAAUAAAAAUCUAAAAAAGAUGUAUUUUAUUUAAUUAGUUUAAUAAUAUAAAAACACAAAAGUAUUUUAUUAGUUUAGAUUAGAUUUAUUAAAUUUUGUUCCUCAUAUAAAAAUACAAAAAAUAUUUAAUUUUAUUUUAGAAUUUAAUUGUCACAUAUACUCUUUCUACCAUUGUCUUGUUUUUGCGAGGUACUACCAUCGUGAGCAUCAAACUGUUUUGUACAUUCAUAGCUUGCGCACGCAUGCAUGGAUUAAUCAAGAUUCUCCGACUGCCAACCAUAUCAGAUCAAAUUCAAAGCUAAGUGUCUAGCUAUUUAUUUUAUUUUAUUUUAUCCGUUUAUUUUGAUUAGGGUUAGUCAUGUUUGCAUUUGAACCGAUAAUGCACUCACCCUACUAUUGUUUCUUAUUUUUCCCGCCUUUCAGGGUUUGCCAAAUGCCAAAGCUUCGUAUAGUCGGUACGACAACUAACCCUUAUUUCUCCACCACCAUCCUAUUUUUCAGAAAAUGGUAGAUGUCGAAGAAGGCCAGAACAAGCGGAAAGAAACAAGAUUCAUAAGGAAUCGGAGAAAAAUCCAGCAGCAAAAUCAUAGAGAAAAAGACUGAGAGAAAAUUCACAUAAAAUUUUUCUUUACACUAUCAAAUUACAAUUUGUCCUUUCAAUCUUCAAUACAACAAUAACCAUGUUUAUUCUUUUGUUUUCAACAGACAGGAAGUGAAGUUAGAGUCUGAUAUAGUUUUGGUGUUCCACUCGCUGAAAGUCUAAAAAGAAAAAGCAAAGGGAAAUUAGCUUUCGAUCAAGACCACCGCACACCCCCACCGCGAACGACGAACCGCCGCGGGAUCUCUCCAAUCACAGCGCUUCAGCUUCAACAAAACAACUCAGAGGCGUACACCGACCACUUCCGAUUUGAAUCCAACGCCUCACGGAUCUCCGACGUUACAAUAUCAACAUCAUCGCCGUCUCCUAUCUUCCGCCGCCGGCAUAGAGCACUUAAACAACAACUCGGAGCCGCCUACAAGUCUGACGGUGCAUUCACCCCUCCGAUCGAAGCCCCACCGCGAGUCCGCCGCUUCGCUGCGCGCAACCACCGCAUCGAACGUCAAAAACACCAACUCCGAUCGGAACACCUCUACAACCGCCACCAAAUCCAAUCGCCGGCACUAGAAAGGUUAGAUUCUCUUUGUUGUACUCUUCAUGGUAGAAUUGAUGAUUGUUAUUUCAAGAUAAACUUGGUUUGUUGUUUGAUUUUGAGAACAAUGCAGAGAAAGAUUGAGAUGAGGAAAGGAUGAUUUUGCAUUCUUAUUACGUCCUCAUCUUUGACAUAUGCACUAUUAAUUAUUAUUUUUAUUUUAUUUUUAAAACCAAGGCUGCCACGUGUCAUGCUUAUAUUGGUGUAAGUUAAAAUUGACAAUUCAAUACAAAGUUUGGUUUGUUACAGACUGAAAAUGCAACUGCUACGUUACGUAUACGUAACUUUCUAUCUUUACUGUUAUUUUUUUAUUUUAUACUAACUUUAAUGUCAUUAUUUUAUUUUUUAAGUAAUGUUUUGUUUAUUUGAUUUAUUAUUUGAUUUAUAUGCUUAAUUUAGUUUAUAGAAUCAUUAUUUAAAAAUAAAAAUCUAAAAAAGAUGUAUUUUAUUUAAUUAGUUUAAUAAUAUAAAAACACAAAAGUAUUUUAUUAGUUUAGAUUAGAUUUAUUAAAUUUUGUUCCUCAUAUAAAAAUACAAAAAAUAUUUAAUUUUAUUUUAGAAUUUAAUUGUCACAUAUACUCUUUCUACCAUUGUCUUGUUUUUGCGAGGUACUACCAUCGUGAGCAUCGAACUGUUUUGUACAUUCAUAGCUUGCGCACGCAUGCAUGGAUUAAUCAAGAUUCUCCGACUGCCAACCAUAUCAGAUCAAAUUCAAAGCUAAGUGUCUAGCUAUUUAUUUUAUUUUAUUUUAUCCGUUUAUUUUGAUUAGGGUUAGUCAUGUUUGCAUUUGAACCGAUAAUGCACUCACCCUACUAUUGUUUCUUAUUUUUCCCGCCUUUCAGGGUUUGCCAAAUGCCAAAGCUUCGUAUAGUCGGUAACCCUAAAACCCUUGAUCUAAAUUAUUACUUGUGUUAGACCUAUAAUAUUCUCAUCCCGCUGGUUUCAGUUCCCCUUUCCUCCGCUGGCUUCAAUUUCCCUUUCCCGUUAUUACUGUUUAUAUUAUACUGCGUGGUUAGUAAUCUUAGGGAGUGCAAGCCUUGAACUGAAUUAGCAUCACUAAUUAUAAGAUUAAAUUUCUGAACUAAUCACGUGAUUGGUGCACACACGCACACUUUUGGGGUAACCUCUCUGUUGCCUUGUUGCCUGUUGCCUGUUCCUGUUGCCUUGUUGCCUUGUAUUUUUUGCAGAAUAGCCAGUCCCUCGAAUACGAGGAUACCUCAGCCAUGUUGCCUCGAUUAAAGGUCAUGGUCCCUAAUGAUGCUGCCUUCGAUACACUAACAUGACCUCGACCCUCGAAAGUUGCCUACGGAAAAGGCUGAGGUAUCUUCUGGUUGCCUAUGAAAGGCUAUUCUGAAUCCUUCUCCUUAGACUACCUGCCUCUCUAUGGCAUGGGUCAGUCUUAGGGCGAAUGAUAACGCGAUGACCCUCCAAUCUCCAAACGAAAGGCUUCCUGCCCUCUUAUGGCAAGGAUAGACCCUUUCAUUCUGAAAGGCUAAAAAGAGACCUAUCAUCUAAGUUUAAGGUAAUUGCCCCUAAUUGCCUUGCAAUGCUCAAACUUUCAUUAUAUUCUUUCUCAUAAUUUUUCAAAAGGGCUACGCUCAUUUACGAGCUAAAGUCCCUAUCUUUUUCAUCUACAUUUUCUAAACAAACGAGCAAGCAAAGCAAUUAAGAGCCCAUGGAAAACCAUGGAUGCAAAGGGUGCCUUACACCUUCCCUUUGCAUAAAUUACCCCCCGAACUUGGAUUUCUUAAAAGGUUUUUUUCUGUUUCUUUUUGCCUUUCCGAAUAUUGUUUGGAUAAAAUAAAAGUCGGUGGCGACUCUUGCUUACCGCGACAUUUCGAUCGAUAAAAGUCAGUUCGCCGUAUUACACAAGAACAGUUUCUGCAAAUGCAGAAGGAACUCAAGACUCUCCGAGGACAAGAUCUAUUUGGAAAGAAUGCUGCAGACCUCUGUCUGGUUCCAAAUGUUAAGAUUCCUCACAAAUUCAAAGUACCAGAUUUCGAGAAGUACAAAGGGAAUUCAUGCCCACAAAGUCAUCUUGUGAUGUACGCUCGAAGAAUGUCAACUCAGACUGAUAAUCAACAAUUGCUCAUUCAUUAUUUUCAAGACAGUCUGACUGGUGCUGCACUCAAAUGGUACAUGAACUUGGACAGUUCAGAGAUUCGUACUUUUCGAGACCUCGGAGAGGCCUUCGUCAAACAGUAUAAGUACAAUCUGGAUAUGGCUCCCGACAGAGAUCAACUCCGGGCCAUGACUCAAAAGGAUAGAGAAAGCUUCAAGGAAUACGCUCAGAGAUGGCGUGAAGUUGCUGCUCAAAUUUGUCCACCACUUGAAGAGAAAGAAAUGACAAAAAUCUAUCUCAAAACUUUGAGUCCAUUUUACUACGGACGAAUGGUUGCAAGUGCACCAAGUGACUUUACCGAGAUGGUAAACAUGGGUGUACGUUUAGAAGAAGUAGUUCGAGAAGGACGCUUGAACAAAGAACCAGAAUCUUCUAUUGGUCCAAGGAAGUAUGGAAGUUCUUUCCAGAAUAAAAAGGAUCAAGAUGUCAGCAAUGUCUUGCACAAAAUCAAGAAGAAAUUCCGACCUCAAGUUGCAGCAAUAACUCCGGUUGUUAACUCAGCGCCAGCUUAUCAACCUCAGGUCCCGUAACAACAAAUUCAGCAAAGGUCGCAGCAACCUCAGCAGCAGGUUCGACCUCCAAAUUACAACAAUCGGGCUCCAAGGUAUCCUGCCUUUGACCCCAUAUCAAUGCCGUAUGCAGAAUUGUUUCCAACAUUACUGGCAAAAGGACUCAUUCAGACAAGAAGUCCUCCAAAUCCUACAAACAGUUCCUCACCAUGGUAUAAGGCUGAUCAAUCUUGUCCCUAUCAUCAGGGGGCACCAGGUCACAAUAUUGAGAACUGUUUCUCUUUCAAGGUUGACGUCCAACGAUUAGUGAAGAGCGGAAUGCUAUCCUUCAAAGAUACUAAUCCAAACGUCCAAGCAAAUCCUUUGCCGCAGCAUAAAGAAGCUUCAGUAAAUCUGAUAGAUCAACACCCUAACGUCAUUCAAAUCUACGACAUUCGUCAGAUAGGGGAAAAUCUUGUCAAGAUGCACGCUAAACAAGCUGGGUACGAUCAUGUACCACCUCACAACUACUUCACAUGUGAAAUUUGUCCAAAGAAUAAUCAAGGAUGUGCCGUAGUUCAAGCUGCAUUACAAGAACAAAUGGACUUAGGAUGGAUUCAACAUAUCCGAGUCAGAACUGAACAUGACAUCAACAUGGUUCAAGGAUGUCCAGGAGAAUACAAAAUCUACAAAGUUGAAGAUCUCGAAGGAUCGGUAGUCAGGUUCCAUAAAACUUUAAAUGGACUUGCCUACUUUGGAACGGAUUUCCACGCUUACAGUAGAUGUGAAAUAUGUCGAAGAAAUUCACGAGGAUGUUUGCGAGUUCGCAACGACAUUCAAAAGCUGAUGGAUGACAAUACCAUUACUGUUCUUGCCAAUAAAGAAGAUGAUGAAGUCUUUACCGUAUCUCCUCAAAUUAAUCAAGUUGAACCAAUGCAAGUUAAGUAUGAUAGCAGGAAGACAGCAAUUGCUCCACUAGUCAUCUACUUACCAGGUCCUGUACCGUAUGAGUCUGACAAGGCUAUACCAUACAAGUACAACGCUACAUUCAUUGAAAAUGGUAAGGAAACACCAUUACUGUCUGUUGUCAACAUUGCUGAUGUUAGUCGAGUCACCAGAAGUGGACGAGUCUUCAACAGAACAACAGAAAAUGUGGAGAAACCUUCGGAGGAAGUACCACAUAGGCAAGACAAUCAUCCGACCAAUGCUGUUCAAGCAAAAGAAAAUGAUGAGAUCUUGAAGUUAAUCCAGAGGAGUGAAUACAACAUUGUAGAUCAAUUACUACAUACUCCGUCUAGGAUUUCUGUUCUUUCCCUGCUAUUGAGUUCUGAAGCUCAUAGGGAAGCUCUACAGAAAGUUUUGGAACAAGCUUUCGUAGAACCAAGUGUUACUAUAAGCCAAUUCAACAAUAUCGUUGCCAACAUCUCCGCCGGAACUAACCUAAGUUUCUGUGACGAAGAUCUUCCUGAAGAAGGAGUGGACCACAAUCUUCCACUUCACAUCUCAGUUGGCUGCAUGGGUGAUGUACUCACAGGAGUCCUAAUAGACAAUGGAUCCUCUCUCAACGUCAUGCCGAAAUCAACAUUAUCAAGAUUAUCUUUCGAAGAUUACCCAUUGAGAAAAAGUCAUGUCAUCGUCAAAGCAUUUGAUGGAUCAAGAAAGUCAGUUUUCGGAGAAGUGGAUCUUCCCAUAACUAUUGGACCUCAGACGUUCAAAAUCACUUUCCAAGUUAUGGACAUUCCAGCACAAUACAGUUGUUUGCUAGGUCGCCCAUGGAUUCAUGAGGCUGGGGCAAUUACUUCAACACUUCAUCAGAAACUGAAGUUCAUAAGAAAUGACAAAUUGGUGACCGUAUGUGGAGAACGAGCUCUGAUCGUCAGCAACCUGUCAUCAUUCUCUGACAUAGAACCAAAAGAAGUUGUUGGAACUAAAUUCCAAGCACUUUCCUUGGACAAAGGAAAGGAGAAAGCAGCGUCUAUCUCUUCAUACAAAGAUGCAAUCCAAGUUAUAAAGGAUGGCACAACCAGUGGUUGGGGGCACAUUAAUAUUCCUACCAACAACAAGAACAGAACAGGAAUUGGAUUCUUUCCGACAUCAUAAAAA
This is a messenger RNA of Vicia villosa (hairy vetch), 7499 nucleotides long. RefSeq lists its product as uncharacterized. The record is from RefSeq and is a predicted model, not a curated record. Bases 5538 to 7496 code for a protein of 652 amino acids. The transcript has 2 exons. NCBI's taxonomy places the organism in Eukaryota, Viridiplantae, Streptophyta, Magnoliopsida, Fabales, Fabaceae.